GCGGGGAGCAGCUGAAGGCGGGGAGCGGCUCCGCCUGCCUCAUCUCGCCGAGGCUGGGAACCGGCAGCCCCGGAGCCAGCACCGGAACCGACCUGGCCGCUGCCGAUGGCACCGCGCUGCUGCCACCAAGAAGGAAGGUGCUGACCCUGUGCUUUGAAGCUCUGAGAUUUGCUACCUGGGGCCUGAGCAGGAUGGUGGCAGCCAGCCAAGAGCCUGCUGCACCCCUGGCAGUGCCAAUGUGACUGAGAAGCCGACUGGCACCUCCAGCAGCCCACCUGGCACGGCAAGCACUGUGCUUCGUGGCCCUGCCUUGGGGCCCUGCUGCCUGAAGAUGGGGGAUGGUGGCUGGAUCUCACUCAGCCCCACUGAGUUUGCCCAGCUCCAGCAGUACACAGACUACUCCACAAAGAAGCUCAAGGAUGUCCUGGAGGAGUUCCAUGGGGACGGUGUGCUGUCGAAGUACAACCCUGAACAGCCCAUCGACUAUGAGGGCUUUCGCCUCUUCAUGAAGACCUACUUGGAGGCAGAUGUGCCCGAGGAGCUUUGCCAGCACCUCUUCACCUCCUUCAGGCGUAAGAUAUGCCAAGCCUCCCCUGAAGCCCAGCGCCAGAGCUCCGGCAUCUCACAGCUCAACAACCUCGGGAUCAACGGGAAAAUGCUCCUUAGUGCUCUGGGACGACAUGCUCCUGAGCCCAAGAGCUGCCAGAGCAACGCAGCUGAGCCACAGCCAGCAUCCCUCACCCCAGCAUCCAUCCCCAACACCUCCCCCAGCUGGUCCAGAUCAUCCUCCCAGAAGUCCACCACUGGCACCCUUUCUGCUCACAACUCCUCAGGCUCUUCAAAGAUCUCUGGGUCCCUGCUCAGCCCUCAAUCCUCAGGCAUGAGGAGUAUGGAGAAGAGGUUGCCCUUCAGCCUGAGGAAGAGCCAUGGCUCCCUGAAAGCUACUCCCGCACCUCCACCUACCCCACUGGCUCAAGUGGUCCAUCUGAAGGACAUUGUCUGCUACCUGUCCCUGCUGGAGAGGGGACGUGCAGAAGACAAGCUGGAGUUUAUGUUUCGCCUCUAUGAUACCGAUGGAAAUGGCCUCCUGGACAGCUCGGAGCUGGAUCGAAUCAUCAACCAGAUGAUGCAUGUGGCCGAGUAUCUGGAGUGGGACUCAGCUGAACUGAAGCCUAUCUUGAAGGAGAUGAUGGAGGAGAUUGACUACGACCAUGACGGGACUGUGACUCUGGAGGAGUGGAUCCGGGGUGGCAUGACCACCAUUCCCUUGCUGGUCCUCCUGGGGAUGGAGACGAACGUGAAGGACGAUGGCCAGCACGCUUGGAGGCUGAAGCACUUCAAGAAGCCUGCCUACUGCAACUUCUGCCGCACCAUGCUGCUGGGGGUCCGCAAGCAGGGCCUCUGCUGCUCCUUCUGCAAGUACACCGUCCACGAGAGGUGUGUGUCCAAAGACAUUGCCUCCUGCAUCAGCACCUACACCAAAUCCAAGAGAAACACCAGUGUGAUGCAGCACACCUGGAUCGAGGGCAACUCUCCAGUCAAGUGCGACAGGUGCCACAAAAGCAUCAAGUGCUACCAGGGCAUCACUGGCCUGCAUUGUGUCUGGUGCCAAGUCACUCUCCACAACAAAUGUGCCUCCCACGUGAAGCCGGAGUGUGAUGGGGGCUCGCUGCGGGACCACAUCCUGCUGCCUUCCUACAUCUGCCCUGUUGUCCUGGACAGGCAGCCCCACUGCCGGAGAUCGGAGAGUGACUCCCCUGCCACCACCAGCCCUGAGGACAGCCAGGCCUUCAAGUUCAACUCCACCACGGUGGAUGGGCAAGGACUCCAGAUCAGCCCUCGGCCUGGGACGCACCCCCUUCUGGUGCUGGUGAACCCCAAGAGCGGAGGAAGGCAAGGGGAGCGGGUCCUUCGCAAGUUCCACUACCUGCUCAACCCACGCCAAGUGUACAACCUGGACCGCGGCGGGCCCGCGCCAGGGCUGAGCUUCUUUCGGGACACCCCAGAUUUCCGCGUCCUGGCCUGUGGAGGGGAUGGCACCGUGGGCUGGAUCCUGGAUUGCAUAGACAAGGCCAACUUGGUGAAGCACCCUCCGGUGGCUGUCCUGCCCCUGGGAACAGGCAAUGACCUGGCCAGGUGCCUGCGCUGGGGAGGAGGCUACGAAGGAGGCAGCUUGAUGAAGGUCCUAAAAGACAUUGAACACAGCACAGAGGUCAUGCUAGACCGCUGGCAGAUAGACAUCGUGCCCAGUGACAGAGAGGCCAAUGGAGACCCUGUCCCAUCCACCAUCAUCAACAACUACUUCUCCAUUGGGGUGGAUGCCUCCAUUGCCCACCGCUUUCACAUCAUGCGGGAAAAGCACCCGGAGAAAUUCAACAGCAGGAUGAAGAACAAGCUGUGGUACUUCGAAUUUGGGACAUCAGAGACCUUUGCAGCCACCUGCAAGAAGCUCCAUGACUAUGUGGAGGUGGAGUGUGAUGGGACCCUGCUAGACCUGAGCAACACAUCCCUGGAGGGCAUUGCCAUCCUCAACAUCCCCAGCAUGUACGGUGGCUCCAACCUCUGGGGCGAGACCAAGAAGCAGCGCAGUUACAGCCGGCUGGGCAAGAAAGCACCAGAGAAGCUGCACACCACAGUGGUCACUGAUGCCAAGGAGCUCAAGUUCUGCGUGCAGGACCUCAGCGACCACCUGCUGGAGGUGGUGGGGCUGGAAGGUGCAAUGGAGAUGGGGCAGAUCUACACGGGGCUGAAGAGCGCUGGGAAGAGGCUGGCCCAGUGUUCGUCUGUCACCAUCAGGACCUCCAAGCUGCUCCCCAUGCAGAUAGAUGGGGAGCCCUGGAUGCAGCCACCCUGUACUAUCAGAAUUACGCACAAAAGCCAAGUGCCGAUGCUGCUGGGCCCCCCGCAGAAGAGCAGCUUCUUCUUCCUGAAGAGGAGAAGCCGAACUCGAGAGUAAGCAGCGCAGCAGGAGCCACAGCCCAGAGUAACCUGGCGUCGGGACACCCACCCGCUGCGGGGAGUCCCCAGCUCCCUGCCCCGCAGCAGAGAGAGGAGACAUCUCCACAAGCUUGGUGGGGACGAACUUUGGCUGGGAAGGCCUUGGAAGCUCCUUUGCAAGCACCACAAGUACCUCCUGCAGCUGAUCGAGAGGCAGGGGGUGAGGGCAGGCUGGCGGCAGGGGAGUGUGUUGGCCAGAGCCAGGGCUAGGACUGGUGGUUUGCCACCCCUCCUUUAUUUAAUGCCAGCCCUUGGCAGAGCUGCAGAGGAGCACUCCUCUGAGGAACGUUGUGCUUCACUUAUUUAUUUUCUGAUCCCCUCCAAGGACACUCAGAUGUUCUGCUCUGCUGGUUUCCUGUCCACCAACCCUUGAACAUGGGACAAGUUAUUUAUUUCCUUAGGCUGGAGACAGUUUCUGCCAUGCCUUGGGCAGCUCUGGGGUGGGUCUGAAGCAGAUGCAGAGGCAGCCCCGACUGCUGGCCCUGGUUGCUGCCAGGCGUGGGGACAAGCAAUGCCUGGGCCGUGGGGACAAGCGUGGAGUGGACAAGAGGAGGCUGUGUUUUGAUGUGGAAAUGGCAAAAAAGGGACCUAGGGAGGGGGGCUGUGAAUCCUGGGAACCCCCCAUGCCCCACCUUUGUGUUCAUAUUUAUGUAUUUAUUUAGCAAACCUCUGGGGGACGUUGGGGAUUGCCUUCUUUUCAGGAGUCUGGGUUGGACACCAACACCAACAUCCUUCUCUGCUGGCUGUCCCCCAUGGCACGUCCUGCUGUGUGGAUUUUUCUCUCUCCUAACACCCACCAGCCUGCACCAGGGACUGGGCACCCUGAGGACAGACAUCCAGAAGCUCUUCUUACUUGGAAAUGUGUCCCCUCCUGCUUUUUUACUUCUUCUCAUGUGCUCUACCAGGCCUGUGCUUUCCCAAUGGCUCCUGGUACUGCUCCAGUGCUCCUGGAUGGCUGCAGGGUUAGGGGCAGAGCUGCUGCACCUCGGUUUCUGCAUGGCCGGGUCUCCCCUGGCCCCACCCUGAAGCCAGAUAUCUCUGCAGGUGCUGGUGCUGCCAGCCCCUUUCCCACAUCCAGCCUCUCCUUGUCUCCUCCCCCAGCUGGCUGCCAAAGCUCAGCAAAUAUGCAGAGGCAGGUUUCUGUGGCCUCACCUGUGUGUGCCCCACCAGGAAUGUGAGGACAGAUCCCAGGACGCAGCUUCUCCCCGGGAUGCAGCAGGCACCAGUGAAUAGGUGACUGCAUGGAGGAUGCAGUGAUCUGCUUCGUGGUGCUUCCAGGACUGGCCUAGGGAAAGGCUGCUGAUUGUUUAUGCAGGCACCCACUGGGGGGGGGACACUCAAUGCCAGAUCAGCCUCUGCUCCCAGGCAGCUCUCCAGGCUCUGGUGGAGGCCCUGUGCUGCUGUGGGCAAGCUGGAAGGGGCGUGUGCCUCGUGGCCAUGGCUGCAUGCAGGAAGGGUACCACUGCUUGUCCCUGCUGUGCCCCUGGCACAGAGCACAAAGGCCUGGCUGGGAGAGGCCAUCCUGUCCUCCCUAGGCAGCCAGCACCUGGUCCCUCCCCAUGAGGCAGGCUCCCAUUCAGUAGCUUCCCCCUGGCAGUGCAGAGGGUACUGCCAUCCUUGUGCUCCAGAGCCUCCCCCUCUCCAGACAGGAACAGUGCUGCUGGGCACCUAUUCAAGCUUUAGCUCAGAGUCGUGGAGUCAGUAGAGCCCUACUGACAUGAGAGGAGGCCACAGCACUCCAGGGGCCUCUAAGUCCAUAAGUCCACCUCAGCCAGGGCACAGAGGGAUGCUCUGGUGAGUUGCUGAGGUGUCCUUUUCUCCAGCCCUUUGCACCAUCAAGGGUUGGCUGGGGAGCAGGUGCUGGCUGCAGUGCCACACCAUAGAGGUCUCAGAGACAAGCUGGCAGGGGAGUGCCAGUAGUGCCCAGUGUGCAGAGGGAGCUCAGCACCACAGGCAAACGGUCUGAGCACAGGCCUGAGUGGCUGGUGCAGAGGUCACCACAGCUCACUGGAGCAGCUGCCUGCAUGAUGGACAUGCUCCACCCAUGGUGCAAAAAUCCUCUGUUCUCCUUCCUCACCCGGGGCAGUCAUUAAUGAGUAGCCAGGUGAAGGCACAGGAGAACAAAGCCAAAUAAGCCUCGGGUGCCAUGGAGCAGCAGCCUCCCUUUCCCCAGCCUCUCCCCAACAGCUGCUGAGCUCUGCAGCCCCCAGGCAUGGGGAGGGAGAAAGGGGAAAACCCUCAGCCAUCUCCAUAGCUUUGCCAGCAGGCAGGGUGAUAGGUCUGACCCAUGCACUGACAUCAGCCAAGGUCAGCAGAGUUUCCAGCAGCAGGUUUGGCUCCGUUUCCCUGCCUGCUUGGCCUCAGCCCCGUGUUUUAUCCUGGGGCUCUGAUUACAAGGUUCCUGUGUAGAAUCAGCAGUGGUUUCAACCACAGACCUGCUCCUUGCACCCAGCCAUGGUCUGCUGGGCUCUGGGCAAAGAGCAGCUCUCAGACCUCUCUGCCACAGUUCAGGGGUGGCAGAACUUGCGGAUGCGAGUGGGCACUGUGCCCAUAGCCAUAAGUCCAGAUGUGUGCCAUGGGCAAGAAGCACUCAUUUGAGCCCAAAGCCAGAGGGGAGCCCUCAGAAGCAUGUCCUGCAGGGCACAGGGAGCUCAAGGCCACCACUCUGCACCAGCAGGAAGAUGAUAUGCUGGCAUUGAUCUGCAGAUAGUGAUGGCUCUGAUACAAACAUCCUCUUCUGAUGAUCAGUGGGACAGCCCCUGCCACCUCCCCCAGGGGAUGCAGCUUCAACUUGCUCCAGCCAUGCCAAAGCUACAGUUCAACGUCCCAAGCAGCUAUCCACCUCCUUAGUCCAAUAAUACAAAGGUCUCCAGCCCAGAAAGAGACACACAGGGGCCAGGACACCAGCCUGGAUGUCCCCAGCCCUGGGGAACAAUGAGGCACUCACUCAUCCAAGAGGCCAAUGAGGCUCCCCAGCCCCCUUGUCUCUCUUCGUAUUUCCUCAGCCUUGUUCACUCCCCAAAGGCUGCAGUAGGGAGCAGGACACCCCCAAGUCCCAGGUACCAGUGCCAGUCUGCAGGGGGACUCCUGAGAGCUGGAGAACAUCACUCCCAUGGAAUCCCCUCCCAGCCCAGUACCAGCCCUGUCAUCCCACUGUGCGUAGCUGUGGUUGCUUGCAUGGAAACGGUGUCUGUAGCCUACCGCCUGUUGCUGCGUCCAGCUGGACUGCUGUGGGCUUGCCUCAAAUAAAGAUGGUGGUAAAACA
Molecule: messenger RNA, 6262 nt
Organism: Pogoniulus pusillus (Red-fronted tinkerbird)
Lineage: Eukaryota; Metazoa; Chordata; Aves; Piciformes; Lybiidae
Product: diacylglycerol kinase beta-like
Exons: 25
Coding region: 332-2956 (874 amino acids)
Biological process (GO): lipid phosphorylation; diacylglycerol metabolic process; intracellular signal transduction
Cellular component (GO): plasma membrane
Molecular function (GO): ATP-dependent diacylglycerol kinase activity; calcium ion binding
Source: RefSeq, a predicted model, not a curated record